Molecule: messenger RNA, 693 nt
Organism: Trichoderma breve
Lineage: Eukaryota; Fungi; Ascomycota; Sordariomycetes; Hypocreales; Hypocreaceae
Exons: 2
Coding region: 1-693 (230 amino acids)
Source: RefSeq, a predicted model, not a curated record
AUGGAGAAUCCUCGCGGUCUAACCACACCACCCAAAUCACGCGGUUCGAAUGGACCAAGCAAACCAGCGGAACUAAAUGAACAAAACGAACUUGAGUCUGAAAUACUUCAAGCAGACGCGCCUAAACCAGAUGAUAAGCGUGAUGGAGGUUUGAAGGAUAACAAUUUCGAAGCAGCUGCUGAAACUGGAGCGAACGACGCACAAGCAAACGACAUACAAGUGAACGACACAGAAGCGAAUGACUCAGAUUCAUCAUUUGAGGACCCCGACAUUCGAUCUCGACGACCUGACGUAUAUAAUGGAGGCGUAUCCAAUUCAGCAUACAACCCAUACGUACAUUCCGGCCAAAUUAUGAGAACCGCACGUCACGGACCAGACGGACGUCCCCUGUUCGCGUGGGUAACCCGGCUAUAUGAGCGCAGAAGCAUGAUAUACUAUCCCCGAAGCCUCUUUACGGGAAGACGUGGAGUGAAGAGAGGGAUGGUCACCGAACAGGUUUCUAACACUAUAAAGCUAAACGGCGGCUUUUUCAGCAAGACCCUCAGAACCAAGACGCAGCCCUACUAUGACGAGAGGGAAAUCUAUUUCGUUCAGGAGCAAACGAUGUGCUCGUACUGGAGACGGAAUCGUGUCGGAACUACUCCCCCUCCCGAUGUUGUUCGUAGAGUCAAAAUACCAGCCCUGCCAAUGUGA